CACUUCUACUAUACACAUGUUAAGUUGACAUGCCUUCUCAUAGUUGUUUCGUACCAGGCUGCAAAAGUGGGUAUCCAGCUAAGGUUAGAAGGGCAAGGCAAGAUGGAAAAGACAAUCCUUCACUUUUUCGACCACCCAAGCAUAUGGUACAGUUAUGGAAUUCAAUUAUACAGAGAACUGACAGGAAUCUCCACAGUGAAGAUGUAGUAUGUUCACUGCACUUCAAGGAAACAGAUAUAGAACGGUAUUACACCCAUGUAAUUGACGGCCAAGUGGUUCAGAUAGAAAGAGGAAACCCAAAGCUGAAGAAGGGUGCUGUGCCAUCUAUUUUCUGCAAUGAUAAUUUAAAGGGAAUAAGGGCUAUGAGGAGAAGCAGAGCACUUACUCGACAUCAUAAUUCUGAAAUGGGUACACCUUCGGUUGAAAAGAAGUGUAAAAUAUCUCCACAUGUUGAAACAUUCACUCCUAUUAGUAAAAGAGCCAUGAAAACUAUAAAUCAUAAAAAUAAUAGCACAGCCACCAGAAUUAAAGAGGUCUCUGAGCAGAACUGUAAUUUCGAAGAAACAGAUAAUUUAAAAUUACAGGCCUCAAAAUUAUCCACACCAUUAUGUGAGGUGAUCAACACUUCUGUUCAGAGUAGAACUGAACUGUACAAGUUUCUAGAUGGAGGAGAAACUGAAUCCACUAAUCAGUUAACUGCAAAGAUUUUGAGAACAUUAUUAGAUGGGAAUGAGUCUGAAUUUUCCAUUACUGUGGCUGAUGAAACUCUCAAGUCAACAGAUAACAGCAUACUUGAAGCAAAACACAGUACUUCAGAAGCAAAGUUGCAAGUGUCACACUUCACGUAUAAUGAACUCUUGGAACAUGCUUACACGAUUCCACUGCCAACAUCUUUAUGGGCUGUUCAUAAGCAACCUCAUGACAGAUAUAUUGCCUUUGUUCACGUAACAUUUAGCACAGAAACUGGAUUUGAAACUGACAGGGGUGUUGUAUUUGAAGGGACAUGUAAGCCUAUUAUAUUCUUUUAUGGUCACAAAGUUCCUCUUCCACAACUGGAAAACGAAGUUAUGUGUGCUGGUGAUGUACGUAACUUAUUGCAAGAACUUGAUCAAUUCCGUGCUGUUUGUCUUUUGGCAGAAUGUGCAAAAUAAGUUGAAAUGUUAAGCUAAAACCAUGUAUAUGUUCCCAGAGAAUUGAACACGUGCCAAGGUGUACAUCAAAUUGUUUGAGAUUUUACGUCCUUCAUUGUUAAUUUAUUACAGAUACAAAUCUGUUACGAUUAGUGCUCAUCAGCAAUAAUUACAAGACUGCAUAGUCUUAAAUUCAGUUAUUAAUAAGGCUGAUCAACAUCAGGAAUAAAAUACUGCAUUCAGGCAUGA
This is a messenger RNA of Zootermopsis nevadensis, 1379 nucleotides long. RefSeq lists its product as uncharacterized. NCBI's taxonomy places the organism in Eukaryota, Metazoa, Arthropoda, Insecta, Blattodea, Termopsidae. The record is from RefSeq and is a predicted model, not a curated record.